Messenger RNA from Lodderomyces orthopsilosis Co 90-125, 3351 nucleotides. RefSeq lists its product as uncharacterized. Gene Ontology annotation, molecular function: protein-macromolecule adaptor activity; ubiquitin protein ligase binding. The transcript has a single exon. The coding region runs from base 1 to 3351 and encodes 1116 amino acids. Gene Ontology annotation, biological process: ubiquitin-dependent endocytosis. Gene Ontology annotation, cellular component: cytosol; cytoplasm. Lineage: Eukaryota; Fungi; Ascomycota; Pichiomycetes; Serinales; Debaryomycetaceae. The record is from RefSeq and is a predicted model, not a curated record.
AUGCACAGCAACAACCAUAUACCGAACUCACCCUUAUUCCCAUCACUGCAACUAAGUACGAGCACCAACAAUAGAGAUCAGCAACCGCAACAGCAACAGCAGCAACACCGCCAUCUGUCAUCAUCAUUCCCACACCAUCAGGUAUUUUUACCAACACUACCUGAUAAACCAACAACUGCCACUUCAUCUUUAGCUGCAUACAUAAUCCCGUCAGAACCAGUAUUAUUUGUCCAGGGGUUUGAACCUCAUGAAUAUGAAUCACGUCCACCUACUCUUUUACGAGGUUCCCUCUACAUACGAGUGUUUAAACCAACAAAAAUUAAAUCAAUUGCCCUAAGUUUCAAAGGAAUACAACGUACUGAUUGGCCAGAAGGGAUACCACCGAAAAAGAAUGUUUAUAAUGAAAAUAAUGACGUUAUAAAUCACACAUGGCCAUUUUUCCAAGCAUCACCCACGUCAGGACCUAUACCUAACAAUGGAGCUGAUAUUUUCAUAGAAAAGAAUGGAGAAACACACCAUAGCUCUUCUCCAGGAGACGAUCUUAGUGCUGUGAGAUCUAAUACACCACCACCACUACUGCAUAGAUCCUCCACAGGGGGUUCUUCGAUUGCAUCAUCUUCGCAUCAUCAUAGUGACAAUUUCUUCACGAGGAAUUUGUCACCUAGCUUUAUUAGAAGAUCGAAAUCACCAGCUCCUAGUGAUUCUUCAAAUGCAUUUUCUGAUUUAACUUCAAUUGUUUCUCCUUCAAACAAUGAUCCAAAUUCGGCUAUGCUUUUUGCACCUGGUGACUACCUUUACAAUUUUGAACAUCCAUUACCGCCAUCUAUUCCUGAAUCAUGUAAUGUUACUUUUGGAUCUACAAGUUACAAUUUGGAGGUGUCUAUACAAAGACCUGGUGCUUUUAAAUCUAACUUGUCUGGUAGAUUACCCAUAUCCAUAGUCCGUACUCCAUCUGAACUCAAUAUGGAAGAAAAUGAGUCCAUUGUUAUAUCUCGAGAUUGGGAAGAUCAAAUCAAAUAUGAUAUCGUUAUUGGGGCAAAAUCGGUUGUCCUUGAUUCAUAUUUGCCAUUAGCUUUCAGAUUUGUUCCAUUAUUUGGUAAAGUUGCAUUACAUCGAAUUAGAAUCUACCUAACUGAAAAUUUGGAAUAUUAUUGUUGUAACAAAAAAGUCCAUCGAAUGGAACCAGUUAAAAAAUUUCUUUUGUUGGAACACAAGGCAAGAAAAGGUCGAUCCUUGUUACAGAAAAACCCUCAAGAUGAAUCAACUGUGGGGUUGGAUGAAUAUGAUGAAGAUGUAUUACCAAAGGAGUUGGAAUUUCAAUUAUUUGUCCCCAAGAAUGUCAUUGGUCGAUUAAAUUCUCAAAUUCAUCCUGAUACUUCGUAUGAAAAUAUUCAAGCACAUCAUUGGAUUAAAAUAUGUUUGAGAAUAAGUAAAACGGAUCCAGAAAAUAGUGGCAAAAGAAAGCAUUAUGAAAUCUCAAUUGAUUCUCCUAUACAUGUCUUGUCACCAUUAGCUGCUCAUAACAAUACUUUACUUCCUGCUUAUGACGACUUGGUUGAUACACCGCCACAGCCACAAAUCACAUCCAUCGGAUCACCUUCACAAAAUCCUUUAUCUCCUGGAGUCAUCCCUGUUGAUGGUAACAAUUCUCGGCCUAUUGAAUUUCAUCACAUUUCAACUGAUAUGGAUGUUGGCGCCACCGAACGAGAUGCAGACAUGCAUUUAGAAGCAAAUUUGUAUAAGCCUAAGGAUGAUCUGACUAUAACUGCAAUCAAUUCCCCACAAGCUAAACCACAUCCGGAUACAUUCACAUCUCCCUUAAUAUCACCAGUACAACGUCCUAUACAUUUAAUUAGAAAACCUUCAACAGCACCACCACCGUUUGAAGAAAGUUCUAAACUGCCACCAGUAAUGUCUUUGCACCCUCCUGCAUAUGGUGAUAUACCACAUCGUGGUGGAAGCACUAGUAGUAACGGUAGUGGUAGUAGAGGUCCAACUGUUGAUGGACGUGGACGCGGUGAAGGAUCAUUAAGUUUGAGUCCAUUGAGAAUUGAUGAUGAGGUUGGACAACAAUUUGUCAAUCCAUUGACAACAACAACAAGUGCUGCUAGCGGUGCUUUGUCGGUGGAAAAUUCAACAGGUUUACAAGUGAAUACGGUUACGCCAGUAAGAGAUUUAUUGAUUCAGCAAUUACAGGGUCAUGGUGCGUCGCAUGAUGCAUCUCCGAUUGAAACACAAGGAGAAAAUGCGAGAGUUGAAGUUAAUGAUCUGAGACCUGAUGUUGCAGUACCAGAAAUAUCAAUCAAUGGUGCAAAUGUAAGCUCUGAUGAUGGAACGAAUAAAGUUAUUGCUGGUGAAGGAAGUAAGCCAACUAGUGUUGGUAAUUACCUUUCUACAGGAUCUCACAAUGGCAGUAGGACCCAUCUUUCCCUUGAAAACGCAGUUAUUGAUGACGAUGAAGAAGGAGAUUUAGCUGAUGACCCCCAUUCACCAAUAUCACCCAGAUUAGCACCAAUUUCAUUUACUCACAGGAGGAAUAAUAGUAGAGGUAAUGAGGAUGUACCAGCAAUUGACAAUGCUGUGUCCUCCACUUCACCAACUAAGCAACGCAAUAUUCCCACUGCAUCAUCACUGCCUCUUCAUCAACCACGUGUGCCACAAGAUUCAAGAUCUUCUCGAUCAUCAUCUAUUUCCACUACCAAUUCAUUUGAAUUGCCCAUUGAUCAAACAUUGCCAUUGCUUAAUAUGUCAACUAGUUCAAUCCAUCCGGCAACAACUACAGCCGACACAAACACCAACGCCAAUACGAAUACAAAUACAAAUACAGGUACUACGCAACCUCAAGAUCCGUACCUUCAUGAUGAACGCAAUCUUUCCAUAACGUCAUCAAUUUAUGAUUUAUCUCAACGUCGUCCAAGUCAACCAUUCACUGGAAUGAAACCGAUGGGGAUUAUUAGUGACUACAUAUCAGCCCAUGAUGAUGAUUUUUACAAAUUAAACAGUUUACAUCAUUUGAGGAAUCCAAGAAUUAAAAAACAUUAUCAAGAUACCGAAAAUGUUGAUGAAAAUGGCAUUGGAGCAGGAGAUUUAGGUAACCCCACCACAACAACUAGAUCCAACAAUGUUAGUGGUAUUUCUCAUAAUGAUGCGAUUUAUAAAACUAGACAAAAGAGUUUUGGUGUUGUCGGUACUAAUGAAGACGAAUAUGAAGUUGAAGAAGGAUCCAGUUUGAGUUCAAAUGAAGUACAACGACAGGGUCAUGAGCAAAGGGGAGCCAAGAGUACCGAAGGUAGUGAUGAUGUACAGGAUUUUCCACCAGGGUUGAAAGUAGGGUUUGUGAUGAAUAAUUGA